This is a messenger RNA of Helobdella robusta, 435 nucleotides long. RefSeq lists its product as hypothetical. The coding region runs from base 1 to 435 and encodes 144 amino acids. The record is from RefSeq and is a predicted model, not a curated record. Lineage: Eukaryota; Metazoa; Annelida; Clitellata; Rhynchobdellida; Glossiphoniidae. The transcript has a single exon.
AUGGCGAAUCGACUGUUUAUUUUGAAUAAGUUGCUGUAUUUUUUGGCGAAUAAUUCAAGUUUAUGGGAUAAUGAGUCGUUUAUUCUAAAUGUUUCUGCUUUCUACAUUAACGAGGAAGUUUUGUCAAACGAGUUUGAAAUCUUCAAAAUCAAAAAAAUUGAUAAAUGCCUAUCAAGAAAAGAGCUACGAAAAAACGAUAAAUUGACGAAAUGUUUGACCAUGUUGAAAACUAUGAAAAUUAAUGGCAUUCGUGAUAAAUGCGCAAUUUUUGUCAGCGCAAAUUUGAGCAAAAUGCCGUCAUUUGAAAAAUUUAUAGAAAUAAAUUUUGAAAAUGUUGAAAAAGACUUGAAAGACAUGCUUGAUAAACAACAGGCGUGUCUAGGCAACGCUUUAGACCAUUUUGCUGAAAUGCAGUUUAAAUCAUGCGGCGCCUAA